Arabidopsis arenosa is the source of this 1631-nucleotide messenger RNA. Lineage: Eukaryota; Viridiplantae; Streptophyta; Magnoliopsida; Brassicales; Brassicaceae. The record is from the annotation of a GenBank genome assembly.
CUUACCUAUUUUGCUUCUUCAAUAUUUUUAUUUAUAUUUAUUAUAGUAUCACUUCCAAAAAAAUCCCAAAAAAAAAUUCAGAAGAAGAUAGAGAGAGAUAUCAACAACAACAAUGGAAGAUUCAAGCAAAAAAAGCCAAAAGAAGAAGAAGAACAAAACCAAGAACAACAUCCCAACUGUUUGGUUCUCACUCAAGAAAUCUCUCCACUGUAAAUCCGAACCAUCUGAUGUCCACGACCCUAAAUCCACAACUAAACAACAACACCUCUCCACAAUCUCCACCAAGAAAAUAUCCGGCGUAUCCUCCGGAGGCGCAGCCGUAUGCGGUGGUGGUUUAUCAGGAUGUUCAAGAUCAAUAGCAAAUCUCAAAGAUGUUAUCCAUGGAAGCAAAAGACAUUUCGAGAAACCACCAAUAAGUAGUCCUCGUUCUAUUGGAAGCAAUGAGUUUCUCAAUCCUAUUACUCAUGAAGUUAUCCUUAGUAACUCAACUUGUGAGCUUAAGAUCACUGGUGUUGGAGACAUGGCUUCACCUGUCGGUGCAGUGGAUUCCGGCGGUGGAGGUGGCGGCGGAGGAGGAGGAAAUGGUAGGUCUACGACUUAUGUAGGUAUGCUUAGACCAGGAACACCGAUGCAUUAUCUUAACCAUUCAGCUUCUUACCGGAGCCAAACGAGAAAGGGUUCGUUUGCUUUGUCGGAGAGAGAUCGAGGAGGAGGAGGAGAAGGGUUAGGGUUUCAUACAAACAGAAGAGUUUCAUUGGAGAUGAACAGAGAAACCGCCAUUAAUGGAGGCAACAAUUCCUCUGUUUCUUGUCAUAAAUGUGGUGAACAGUUCAAUAAACUUGAAGCUGCUGAAGCUCAUCAUCUCUCUAAACACGCCGUAACAGAGCUUGUAGAAGGAGAUUCAUCAAGAAAGAUAGUGGAGAUAAUCUGCAGAACAAGCUGGUUAAAAUCAGAGAACCAAUGUGGAAGAAUCGAUCGAGUUUUAAAAGUACACAACAUGCAAAAAACACUAGCUCGUUUCGAGGAAUACAGAGAGACAGUAAAAAUCAGAGCAAGCAAACUUCAAAAGAAGCAUCCAAGAUGUCUCGCAGACGGUAACGAGCUACUUAGGUUCCACGGAACCACUGUGGCUUGUGGUUUAGGUAUAAACGGGUCAACGAGUCUUUGCACGGCGGAGAAAUGUUGUGUUUGUCGGAUUAUACGAAAUGGGUUCUCGUCGAAACGGGAGAAGAAUAAUGGAGUUGGUGUUUUCACGGCAUCGACUAGUGGAAGAGCGUUUGAGUCGAUUUUGGUUAAUGGUGGAGAUGAGAGUGGAGAUGUUGAUCGGACGGUGAGGAAAGUGUUGAUUGUGUGUAGGGUUAUUGCCGGAAGAGUUCAUCGGCCGGUGGAGAAUGUGGAGGAGAUGAAUGGGUUGAUGAGUGGGUUUGAUUCUUUGGCUGGUAAAGUUGGUGUGUAUACAAAUGUGGAGGAGCUUUAUUUGCUUAAUCCUAAAGCUUUGCUUCCUUGCUUUGUGGUUAUUUGCAAACCCUGAAAAAAAUUAGCAUUUUGGGAAGAAGAGUGAAUUUUUAUUUUUUUUGUUGAUAAAUUUAUGUUUCGUAUAAUGAGAAUUGAAAUCAAUAGAAAUUUGGAAU